Messenger RNA from Zootermopsis nevadensis, 2257 nucleotides. RefSeq names its product Cyclin B. Gene Ontology annotation, molecular function: cyclin-dependent protein serine/threonine kinase regulator activity. Gene Ontology annotation, biological process: mitotic cell cycle phase transition. Lineage: Eukaryota; Metazoa; Arthropoda; Insecta; Blattodea; Termopsidae. The record is from RefSeq and is a predicted model, not a curated record.
UACUGUGAUUGGUAGAAGUUCUGCCAGACCGUCUCUUGUUUCCACCCUAAACGGUUUUAAUUUUCGGAGAUUUGAUGUACUAGGUUGUAGUGGAACUGUAAAGUGAAUUUGCAUCAGCAUGGCUCAGCGGGUUAGGAGUAAUAUACAUAGCUUUAGGAAUCAAGAAAAUGUACGUAUUGGGGUGAAGGGUGUGGUGAUGGGUGCACCACCAGCAGCAACCAAGAGAUCAGUUCUUGGUGAGAUUGGAAAUGAUUUCACGGCUUGUGGAGUUGCAGCAGCCAGGAAAGUGGGAGGAGAGGAUGUUAAGUUGCAUGGCGUUCCUCGGAAGCAAAAAGAAGAGCCACUUCCUGUAAGCAAACUUAUUAGAAACAAGUCAUUGUUGAAGAAAUCUUUCAGCACAUCUUCCAUACCAAAGGAAGUUGCAAAUUCCAAUUUAAUUGGUGUUGAAGACAUCGAUAAAGAUGAUAAAGGUGAUCCAGUCCUUGUGCCUGAAUAUGUCAAUGAUAUAUAUGCGUACCUACGAGAAGUGGAGGUAAAAUACCCCAUUAAAAGAAACUACCUAGAAGGCCAAGAGAUAACCAGUAAGAUGCGAGGUGUGCUGAUUGACUGGCUCGUUGAAGUACACCAGCAGUUUCACUUAUUAACCGAGACGCUGUACCUCACUGUCACCAUCAUCGACAGAUAUCUUCAGGAAGUUCAUACGACCACUCGCAAGAAAUUGCAAUUGGUAGGUGUGGCAGCCAUGUUUUUAGCUUCAAAGUAUGAAGAGAUGUUUGCGCCCGAGGUUGGGGAUUUUGUGUACAUUUGUGAUAACGCUUAUGGGAAAGACGAGCUACUGCGGAUGGAAAAGACCAUUGUGCGAACAUUGGACUUCAGUUUCUCCCGGCCACUUCCGUUGCAUUUCUUACGACGAUACAGUAAAGCUGCACGGGCAUUACCGGUGAACCAUGCAAUGGCCAAAUAUUUCCUGGAGCUGAGUCUGGUGGAUUACGACAUGUGCCAUUAUGACCCUUCGUUAAUAUCUGCGGCAGCAUUGUAUCUGUCUCUCUGGUUGUUUAGUAAUGAGAAGAAAGGUGUGUGGACAAAAACCCUGGUACAUUACACCAAAUAUUCCUUCAGAGACAUAGAAGAUCUUGUAAGGAAACUAGCCAACCUUGUGGUAAAAGCAGAUACAUCAAAGAAUCAGGCUGUGAACAAGAAGUAUGCCCAGAGCAAGUUCUUCAAAAUCUCCUGCAAACCAGAGCUUAAGUCUCCUGCUUUGAAGAGACUGGCAGCUUCUUCAUGAGAUGGGCGCAAACAGCAGAAUGUUUGUGAUUGCAUAUGGGACCAGCCUUGUUUUCCAAGCUAUAUUUACUGUGCAGUCAGUUGAUUAAUUAAGUUUAAGACGGUUCUGUAAGUUAAUUAGAGACUGGGUGUUAAACUUUAAUUAAUGUAGAGUGAUGUAGAUUAGUUGUAUCUCAUUACCCAGUAAAGUUUAUGGGUGUGGUAACUAAACUUAUGCCACUAUCAGUCAAAACAUUAUUAUAAAAAUUAACUCAUUCAUUCUGCUUUUAGAAGAAAAAAAAUUACAGAAAUUUAUAUUUAAUUCUUUGUGUGAAGAAUUGCUUUUUACAUGUGCUGUUGAAGAAUGCGUAUCAAUUACCAAUUAAUUACUUAAAAUUGCCCAAUGCUGUAGUUACAGUGUACAUUUGUUUAAUAAUUGUAGUUUUUGUGUUGUGAUAAUGCCAUGAAUGGCGUGUCUUAUUCCGUCUUAAGGAGAUUAAAUAAUUUGUUUUUGAAGUUGACUCUUACACACUGUAGAAACAGUCUGUGGGGAAAAUGUAGGACUGCAGAACCACAUAUGGUUGUAGGAAGGCUAAAGGUAAAUCUAGUACAUGAUUGUGUAUUUAUUAUAAAAACAUUUUAAUGUUAGCAUAUUGCAUGUUAUAUUUAGACAUGACUACAAAAUCUGAAUAUUUAUGUGAUCUGAUUCAAAUAGAACAUGGCAGAGUGCCUGUGUUAGUCAUAAGAGGUUUGAGAAUGAUAAUUCUUUUAAGUAAUUGCUGCUUGAUGUAUGGAAGUCAGGCAUUUUAUAACCAAUGUUUUAUGGUGAAAAUGUAGGAAUUUUUACUUGGACUCUAAGCACCAUGCCUUAAUGCUAUGAGUUUUACCAAUGAACAGUGGUGUGAAAAAUUAAUCUGUAUCUGUUAAGUUUUCAGUAUUGUAUUUCUGGACUAAUAAAAUGUUCCUUUAAACCAGUUACUGUCAACUAGCUGCA